CAGAUACUGUCCGUGUUCGAGAGCAUCAACACCGUUAUGUAUCAUUGGUAAAUUGUGACUGACUGAUCUACAAAUAAUAAUGAGUUAUUUAUGAUGCAAGGUGAUUUGUAGGUCAGUCAGUCUCGAACACAGUCAAUAUCUAACGUUGUUGCUGGUGGCAACGUCAUAUCGUUGAGUCUACCUUUCACCGGACGUCCCAAUGUUCCCGUUUAGCCUCGUCUAGAGAAGGAUAGCGAGUGGGAAAGAGGACAGAGUGCUCGGGGAUGGCGGACAAAUCUCUCACGGUGUUCGUGAAGCUGUUCGCCGCUGUAUUUUACGGACUCAGUUCAUUCCUCAUCGUCGUGGUAAACAAGAGCAUCCUCACAAACUAUAGGUUCCCCUCGUCAAUAUGUGUCGGCAUCGGUCAGAUGCUGGCCACCGUGGUCGUGCUGUGGGUGGGCAAGGCUCUGAGGGUGCUCAGUUUCCCAGACUUCGACCAUAGUAUACCUCGCAAGACCUUCCCGCUCCCUUUCUUGUACGUAGGGAACCAGAUAACUGGACUGUUUGGAACAAAACGGUUAAACCUGCCGAUGUUCACAGUCCUCAGGAGGUUCUCCAUCCUCUUCACCAUGAUGGCUGAAGUUCUGCUGCUCAAGAAGACAUUCUCCAGGCCUGUCCAGCUAACAGUGUUUACUAUGAUCCUGGGGGCGUUUGUAGCGGCAAGUGCUGACCUGUCUUUCGACCUCCAAGGCUAUGUGUUUAUUCUGCUAAAUGAUGUUCUGACUGCAGCUAACGGAGCCUACGUCAAGCAGAAGCUAGACUCGAAGGAGCUGGGGAAGUAUGGCUUGCUGUAUUAUAAUGCGUUGUUUAUGAUCUUUCCAACAAUGCUGCUAGCUCAACUCACUGGAGACGUUCAGAGGGCGGUGGAGUAUGAUGGCUGGUCAGACAUCCUGUUUCUCAGCCAGUUCAUCCUAUCCUGUAUAAUGGGGUUUGUGCUGAUGUAUUCUACAGUGCUCUGUACACAAUACAACUCAGCUCUAACCACCACCAUCGUGGGCUGUAUCAAGAAUAUUCUAGUGACAUACAUCGGGAUGGUGUUUGGUGGAGACUACAUUUUCUCUUGGACAAAUUUCAUUGGUUUAAAUAUCAGUAUUGCAGGUAGCCUGGUGUACUCCUACAUUACUCUGACAGAGGAACAGUCCAGUAAACCCUCUGAGAACACCAUGGAGAUCAAGGGGAAAGUGGUGGUUUGACAUCAUGGUUACAUCAUAGGGAGGUAAUGGUAUGCCAGAGGAAAAGUCACUGGAGAUCCUUUUUCAAAUGUUAAUGGUACAAGAGAACAUUCUAUUUUUGGUACAUGUUGUAUUUAUGGACUUAACAGCUGUGGUUACCAUAGCAACCAACUGGACACCCCACCGUGGCAACAGGCUCCUCCCACUGGACACAUGGAUUAGGAGGGCGGUGCUGGGGCAACAUGAUUACGAUAUUUAUAAUGGAUCGAUUUUAAAGGGUGCUUUUACUUAACUUCCUCAUGUUUAGUCAUUAGAUGAUUACAUCAUGGAGAGCACGAUCUUCCCGUUUUUGGUGAAAUGUGUUCAUGGGGAUUGAAUUCUCUCCUGAUGUCAGAACCAAGCAGAAUGUGUAGAACCAACCUGGAAUGUUCCCUCAAACAGGAAUGGUCCGAUGGAAUCUGAGGCAGUAUUAUGUGGGCGCUGGUAUGCAUAAGAUGUUGUCCAUCAUACAGUUGAAGUCGGAAGUUUACAUACACCUUAGCCAAAUACAUUGAAACUCAGUUUUUCACAGUUCCUGACAUUUAAUCCUAGUAAAAAUUCCCUGUCUUAGGUCAGUUAGGAUCACCACUUUAUUUUAAGAAUGUGAAUUGUCAGAAUAAUAGUAGAGAGAAUGGUUUAUUUC
This is a messenger RNA of Salmo salar (Atlantic salmon), 1893 nucleotides long. It is a transcript of the gene slc35d1a, whose product is annotated as solute carrier family 35 member D1a. Lineage: Eukaryota; Metazoa; Chordata; Actinopteri; Salmoniformes; Salmonidae. The record is from RefSeq and is a predicted model, not a curated record.